Rotaria sp. Silwood2 is the source of this 891-nucleotide messenger RNA. The record is from the annotation of a GenBank genome assembly. Lineage: Eukaryota; Metazoa; Rotifera; Eurotatoria; Philodinida; Philodinidae.
AUGCCAAUACAAUUGUCAGAUUUUCAGAAGAUCGGUCUCGGUCUGUCAAUAUUUGGUGUUGGUUUUAUUUUUCUUGGUAUGAUCUUUUUAUUUGAUAAAGGAUUACUUGCAGUUGGGAAUAUUUUAUUCCUUGCUGGCUUAAGUAUGAUUAUUGGAUUUGAACGUACAUUUCGUUUUUUCUUUCAACGUACAAAAAUAAAGGCUACUUUUCUUUUUUUUGGUGGUAUUGCAAUUGUUUUAUUUGGUUGGCCAUUGAUUGGAAUGAUUUUUGAAUUAUAUGGAUUUUUUCUUCUAUUUGGUGGUUUCAUUCCAAUUGCGAUUAAUUUUCUUCGACGUUUGCCAAUUAUUGGUUCAAUUUUAUUGUUACCUGGCAUUCGACAAGUUGUCGAUAGUUCAUUCUAUCGUUAUCGAUAUGAUUUACUAUUUCGACAAAAUGUCAAUAGUUCAUCAAAACGAACACACUCUACUUCAACACCACCACCAUCAAAUAAUAAUAGUAAUCAAUCAGUUCCAUUAGAUAAAAAUGCAUCUACAAUAACAACAGUAUUAAAAGUUCGUCCAUGUAAUACAAAUGUGCAUGAUGUUCCUGAAAGUUAUACAGAUAAUAAACUUAUUACAGCUGUACGAGCUAUGCAUGAAUAUUUAUUAAGUCCAUCAGCUUUAGAAACACUUCAACAAUAUAAAACACGUUCACCUUAUACAGAUGUUGCUGAUAUCUCACGUAUGCUUACAGUUUAUCGACGAGGUGAUGUCGAAAAACGAGCUUAUGAAGUGUGGGGUAGUCCAGAAAAUUUAAAGAAAGAAAAAAUUAAACGAGCUAAAGCUUUACAAAAUGAAGAUGAAGGUAUGUAUUUAAAAAAAAUAACAAUAAUUAAAGCAUACCAAAAGUAG